UGUCACACGCUUCUCCAACACGCCCUCAACACGAGAGGAUACGGUCGAGAACCAGGGCCCUCAAGGGACAGCACAGCAUGUCAAAGGCCCUCAAUGUUAUCAAUCGGAAAUGCGACGCCGUACAACUCCUACUUGUAGUAUUGGUGAAUGAGACGAUCUAGGACCCUAGCAUGUUCAAAAUGCAGAUCGCGAAUGGGACAUACAACAACCUGCGUUCAGCCCUCUUCCAUCUCGCUAUCGAGUACAGCUCAUCAAGAUGACUCGCUCUCACAAGUUCAACGACAAGGACCAUGCCGGCCUGGCCGACGGCACCGCUGUUCCGCAUGAACCGCUGCCGAAAUACUUUGCCAAGCAUGGAUUUCCCGAUGCCGACCCCAAAAAGACGAAGAAGAACGGCGCUGGUCGAGCCAACUGGGGCAAUGCCGGCGACGAAGUUCUAGAUGAAGAUUUCAACUUUCACAACGCACGCCGUCGGUCCAAUAGCAGCAGUCUGUCGAGCAACCUUGACAACUUCAAGACCAAGUUUGAGGUCAAUGAGCCUGAGCCCGUGUUCGAAGAGCACAUGGGUGCCGAGGAAGAGGAGAACAAGACCGUGAGCCCGUCAAGCGCCUCGAGCGUUGAUGACAACAAGUCGCACUAAGAAGUGUAAGAUGUAAGAGAUGACGGGGGAUUUCUCGGUGUGUGAGGAAGUCACCUGCGAACAUGACAUGCGGGAAUCCAUCUUUAUGGCGGAGGGCGUCUCUGGCUGAAUGAUCUAGCAAGGGAAAUGCCUUCUAUUUGACUUUCCCACACGAUAGGUACGCUCAUGCUUCGACAUAAAUUUGCGAUGCUACUGGUAGCGUA
Messenger RNA from Thermothelomyces thermophilus ATCC 42464, 843 nucleotides. RefSeq lists its product as uncharacterized. The coding region runs from base 257 to 640 and encodes 127 amino acids. NCBI's taxonomy places the organism in Eukaryota, Fungi, Ascomycota, Sordariomycetes, Sordariales, Chaetomiaceae. The transcript has 4 exons. The record is from RefSeq and is a predicted model, not a curated record.